Molecule: messenger RNA, 8106 nt
Organism: Mobula hypostoma (lesser devil ray)
Lineage: Eukaryota; Metazoa; Chordata; Chondrichthyes; Myliobatiformes; Myliobatidae
Product: zinc finger protein 229-like
Exons: 6
Coding region: 2111-3469 (452 amino acids)
Biological process (GO): urogenital system development; regulation of transcription by RNA polymerase II; embryo development
Cellular component (GO): nucleus
Molecular function (GO): RNA polymerase II transcription regulatory region sequence-specific DNA binding; DNA-binding transcription factor activity, RNA polymerase II-specific
Source: RefSeq, a predicted model, not a curated record
GCCACUGGUGGCGGUGUGUGGACCUCCGGCUCCAGGCGGCGAUUUGCAGACCUCCGGGCACGGUUGGUGCCGCCACGAACCUCCUGUUGGACGCAGCGCGGUGCCGACCGCAGCCGUCGCCGGCGGCCGUGAGGAAGGAUCUGAUCCCGAUAUUGUGUGAAUCGUGGGUUUGCUGCAGUGGGAAAGGCCCGGGACCGAGUUCUGCCGGACGGCUGCAGACUCCGGGCUCUCCGGUCCCGCAGGCCUUGUUUUAACUUUGCGCCCGAGCCCGGGCUGUCAGAUCAGUUCGUUGUGGUUCCCAGGCUGGGAGGGGGUUUGGCUGAUCUGUAUCCGAAGGUCUGUGCAAUUCCUCGCAGUCACGGGCAGAGUAAUUACCAUUACCAGAGUUAAUACCGGCAUGAAGUGUCCGGAUGGGAAACUUUCAAUGGUGUGUUGAUUAAAAAUUCGUUAGACCUGCGGUGAGAGAUUUAUUGGAACAAUACCCCAACUGGAAGAGAACCACGACUGAAGAUAAGGGAACAGCAGCAAGUGAACCAGCCCGAGGACUGAGAGCACCAACUGGAGAGAACCCUUCUGACUCAGGGUUUCCAUUGAUUCAGUCAGGAGCAAGUUUGGUUCUACUGCUGCCGCAGAGGAAACGAAUUUCAUGACAUAUGUCGGUGCUAUUAAACCUGAUUCUGAUAUUGGUAUGGGAGACCCAUCACUGGUCACCUGAUCCCAGUUACAGCAGAUCGCAAUGUGAGAUUGAAGCCUUUUCUAUUUACUUGCAUUCCUCAGAAAUGACAGCAGUUCAGUUAAGUUUCCUUCUGAGGUUCCAAAGCAGAAGCUCAGUCUGUCUAAUAUUUCCACACAAUUAAAAUGGGGAAUUUGUCUAUUAUUAUCAUGUACUGAGCUACAGUGAAAUUCUUGCCUUACCUGACGUUCCACACAGAUCAAUACAUUACGACAGUACAUUGAGCUGAUAUACGACAAAACAAUAACUAACAAAGCAUUAUGGCUGCAGAGAAAGUGCAGUGCAGAUAGACAUAUGGUGCAGGGUCACGUCGAGUUACAUUGUGAGGUUGAGUCCAUUUUAUCGGACUGGAGACCAUUCAUUUGGUUUAUAACCGCAUUCAGGAAGCCGUCCUUGAGCCUGGUGGUACGGGCUUUAAGGUUUUUGUAUCUCUUCCCCGAUGGGGAGCGGGUUUGCAGCAAGAAUGUCCAGGUUGUGAGGAUCUUUGAGAACAUGGCCUGCAUUUCCGACGCAGGGGAAGUGUAGGAAGAGUCCAUGGAGGGGGGGUUUGUUUCUCUGAUGUUCUCUGUUCCCCAAAGUUCUCUGCAGUUCCUUGCAGUCAUGGGCAGAGCAGUAGCCAUACGAAGGCGUGAAGUAUCGACAAGAAGAUCAGAGACCUCGGCCUUCACCCUGCCUUGUGUAGCUGGAUCCUGGACUUCCUGUCAGAUCGCCAGCAGGUGUUCCUCGCAAUCACCGUCAGAGUAGUUACCAUGCAAAGCGUGAAGUCUCUGGAUGGGAAACUUUCUAUGGUGUGUUGAUAAAAAUUUGUUAGACCUGUGGUGAGGGAUUUAUUUGAAGAAAAACCCACAACUGGAAGCGAACCACGACUGAAGAUAAGGGAACAACAGCAAGUGAACCAGCCCGAGGACUGAGAGCACCAACUGGAGAGAACCCUUCUGACUCAGGGUUUCCAUUGAUUCAGUCAGGAGCAAGUUUGGUUAAAAAUGACAAGGAAUUUAUCUACGGGAAUCUCCAACACAACACGCCAGUUUUGCUGUUGUCUCUGUCCACGUAUAUAAGAAGUGGAGCAAGGGAUUCACUCAAUCAUCCUUCCUGCUCAGACUGUGGGGAGGGUUUACUCGAUCAUCUGACCGACUGGCAUGCCUGUCAGUUUACACAGCGGAGAGGCCGUUCUCCUUUUCAGACUGUGGAUAUUCAAGGUCAUCUCAUGAAGAUACAUCAGCAAGUUCACACUGGGCAAGGCCAUUCACCUGUUCUGUGUGUGAGAAGGGAUUCAGUCGGUCUUUCCAUCUGUGGACACACCAGUCAGUUCACACUGGGCAGAGGCUGGUCAUCUGCUGAACUUGUGGGGAAGGAUUCACUCGGUCAUCUGACCUGAUGGCUCACCAGUCAGUUCACACCAAGGAGCGGCCAUUCACCUGUCCAGACUGUGGGAAGGGAUUCACUUGCUCAUCUAAACUGAAGGUACAUCAGCGAGUUCACACUGGGGAGAGGCCAUUCACCUGCUCAGACUGUGGAAAGGGAUUCACUCAGUCAUCCCAACUGAAGGAACAUCAGCGAGUUCACACUGGAGAGAGGCCAUUCACCUGCUCAGACUGUGGGAAGGGAUUCACUUGCUCAUCUCAACUGAAGGUACAUCAGCGUGUUCACACUGGUGAGAGGCCAUUCACCUGCUCAGACUGUGGGAAGGGAUUUACUCAGUCAUCCCAACUAAAGGAACAUCAGCGAGUUCACACUGGAGAGAGGCCAUUCAUCUGCUUGGACUGUGGGAAGGGAUUCAAUUGCUCAUCUAAUCUACAGAGACACCAGCGAGUUCACACUGGAGAGAAGCCAUUCAUCUGCUUGGACUGUGGGAAGGGAUUCACUGAGUUAACUAGCCUACAAGCACACCAGUCAGUUCACACUGGAGAGAGGCCAUUCACCUGCUCAGUGUGUGGGAAGGGAUUCACUCGGUUAACUCAGCUGAAAGAACAUCAGAGCGUUCACACUGGAGAAAGACCAUUCUCCUGCUCAUUCUGUGGGAAGGGAUUCACUCGGUCAUCUGACCUAAUGGCACACCAGCGAGUUCACACUGGGGAGCGGCCGUUCAUCUGCUCGGACUGUGGGAAGGGAUUCACUUGCUUAUCUAAUCUGAAGGUACACCAGAGAAUUCACACUGGGGAGAGGCCGUUCACCUGCUCAGACUGUGGGAAGGGAUUCACUCAGUCAUCAAACCUGCAAGAACACCAGCGAAUUCAUACUGGGGAGAGGCCAUUCUCCUGCUCAGACUGUGGGAAGGGAUUCACUUGCUCAUCCCAACUGAAGAUACAUCAGAGAGUUCACACUGGAGAGAGGCCGUUCACCUGCUCAGACUGUGGGAAGGGAUUCACUUGCUCAUCCCAACUGAAGGUACAUCAGAGAGUUCACACUGGAGAGAGGCCGUUCACCUGCUCAGACUGUGGAAAGGGAUUCACUCAGUCAUCCAAACUGAAGGUCCAUCAGCGCGUUCACACUGGGGAGAGGCCGUUCACCUGCUCAGUCUGUGGGAAGGGAUUCACUUUGUCAUCGUACCUACUGAGACACCAGUCAGUUCACACUGGGGAGUGGCCAUUCAUCUGCUCAGUCUGCGGGAAAGGAUUCACUGAAUCAUCCUCCCUACAGAGGCACCAGUCAGUUCACACUGGGGAGUGGCCAUUCACCUGCUCAGACUUUGGGAAGAGAUUCUCUCAACCAAAUCAAUCAAAUGUGCAUCAUUGAGUUCACACAGCAGUUCACCUGCUAUGAAUGUGGGAAGGGAUUCACUCAGUCAUCGAAGCUUAUGUAACUCACGCUUCGGCUAGCAGCUUAAUAUAGGGGGUGAUAGCCCCCCAGCCCGGCCAAAUUUAAACAAAUCUCGUUUUGAUGGAUGCUGCGCGAUGUGUCCCCUGUUACAUAUCAGUACCCUGAAAUAACAAACAGUACACAAUAUUUGAUUAAAAGAUUGAGCUUCAUAAUUCUUACUUUGACUAUAGGGUGAAUAAAGUAAACAAAAAAAAAAGAAAAAUGGCCCACUCUCUCCAUUCACAUCUUCUCAUCUCUUCCCAGCAAAAGACCAUGAAAAUCUCUCUUACAGACUCGCAAGAAAGAACAUUUCUGUCAUUGGAUAGCCCUGCACUCCAAAACCCUGUUAUUUCUAUUCGUAACCUAAACAUUGCUGCUGCAGAGAAACCAUUACCUCAGCAGUGAAACAUCACAGAGAGGCCAUUACAUUAGCAGUGAAGACUUACAGCGUGUUACACUGGUGACACAUUACCGGGUUCACACUGGAGAGAAGUUUCAAUGAGCUGCAUGCUGGGUGUUUGUCCAUCACCGUUGCUGAAUGCAAUUUCGAGAGUGACUGUCGGUGCUGAACUCUGCAAUUAUUGCUGCUGCUCACCACACCCAGUUCUGCACCCUGGUCACUGGGCAUGGGAGGAGUUUCUUCUGCUGCAUAUUCACCUUUAAUAGGACUGGAGUUUAAUAUUCUGGAUCUGAGACAAAUAAAUCAGUUCAGUUUUAAACUCUGUCUCUGGUAUCAGUGAAUUUAUAACACACCUAGUGUACACUCAGGCCGGCUGGACCCUGCUAGUGAUUGAGUUCCACAACUGUCAUUUUAAAUCCUCCCCUGUUGUUCCCCUCUCGCUCUCCCUGUGGUGAUGGGUUCCAAACAGUCACCUCUCUGUGGGUGAAGAGGUUCCCUUGAAUUCUCUGCAGACUGAAGAAGUCGAGCUGACUGCAGUUCUGUCUGAGAUGUUCUUUGUCCCUCUAAUCUCUGGGCUGAGGAAGAAUGACAUUGGUAGUAAACCUCCUUAUUCAGGGCUCAUUUCCACAUUUUGGGUCAUUUUCCCUGCUUUUAAAGGGUUGUUAGAAAACGCCACUGUCCUCUAAAGACUGAAAGCAGAAUGGGAAACCAUUAGUUGUAUUUUCAACGGAGCAGGAUCAGAAACCAGAGGCGGGUCCGUACAGGGCAGAGUUUGGGGCUCUGAACGAUGGUUGGGGUAAGAACGUAUGAUGAGGAGAAGGGAAUCAGCAGCAGGGCGUGGCAAUGAAUGACAGAGUAGCAACGUUUGGAAGUUGAUUGACAGUGAAAAUAACAACACCUUGUAUUCCAUCUGGGUAACAACACCUUGUAUUCCAUCUGGGAAACAACACCUUAUAUUCCGUCUGGGAAACAACACCUUAUAUUCCGUCUGGGAAACAACACCUUAUAUUCCGUCUGGGUAGCCAACAACACCUUAUUUUCCGUCUGGGUAGCCUCCAACCUGAUGGCAUGAACAUUGACUUCUCUAACUUCUGCUAAUGCCCCACUUUCCCCUCGUACCCCAUCCGUUAUUUAUUUUUAUACACAUUCUUUCUUUCACGCUCCUUUUUCUCCCUCUGUCCCUCUGACUAUACCCCUUGCCCAUCCUCUGGUUUCCCCCACCCCCUUGUCUUUCUCCCCGGACCUCCUGUCCCAUGAUCCUCUCAUAUCCCCUUUGCCAAUCACCUGUCCAGCUCUUGGCUCCAUCCCUCCCCCUCCUGUCUUCUCCUAUCAUUUUGGAUCUCCCCCUCCCCCUCCAGCUUUCAAAUCUCUUACUCACUCUUCCUUCAGUUAGUCCUGAUGAAGGGUCUGGGCCUGAAAACGUUGACUGUACCUCUUCCUAGAGAUGCUGCCUGACCUGCUGCAUUCACCAGCAACUUUGAUGUGUGUUGCUUGAAUUUCCAGCAUCUGCAGAAUCCCUGUUGUUGACAGUGAAAAUAAUUUGGUUGUCUGACAGAUGACACAAACAAUACCAGUGGUGAGGUGCUCCACUGGUCGAGGAAAAUGUGUGCUGGGAAUGGUUUUAUCUGUUGAGGGAGUUGUUCCUGCUUGUUUAUCCUGUAAUAUUAUAUCCGAAUGGUUAUUAUGGAUUGUCCUUGUCAUGGUUCGGUCUGUGAAGUCCACAUUCUGGUUCACGGUCUGGUCCGUGGACUCAGAACUCUGGGUCUUCCAGCUGUCCCUUGUUUGAAUUAAUCAUAGGCUCCUGAUUCCCAUCUUUGGGCUUGCAAUGUAAGUAGCCUUGGGAUUGAGUGUGGGCUGCUGGAUUUUGUCUUGUCAGUCCCCCAAAACCACUUGUGAUCUCUAGGCCUGGUUGGAGGACCACUGCUUCAUGGAGCCCUGUUGCCACUUAUUGGAGUAGUCUUUGCAGUAUGGAUUUGGCUGUUUCCUGGGCCAGCUGAGUGGCUGCCAGCCACUCCAAGCUGGGUAGGGAUACGAUUGUUUCUGUAGCCAGCUGAGGUUGCUGGCUGAACUGAGACUUGGAGCUACCUCGGAGCAGAGGUGGAACUGUCUGUUGUUCUUUGGUGUUUGUCUCUUCUUGUCCUCUCCUCUGUGGGGUAAGUCAGGCUGUUCUGCUGUUGCCCCAUGGGGGUCAUGUCUUGUCCUUGUCUCUGUGGGGUAAGUCAGGCCGUUUUGCCUUUGCCUUGCGGUGGGUCAUGUCUUGUCCCUGCCUCCGUGGGGUAAGUCAGGCCGGUUUGCUGUUGCCCUGCGGGGAGACAUGUCUUGUCUUUUCCUCUGUUGGGUAAGUCUGGCUGUCCUGCCAUUACCCAACAGGUGGACCUGUUCCACCUUGGUGUGGAGAUGAAGUUGAGUCCCGGCUUGUCGUAGGAUAAGUCCCGGCUCUAUGUCUAUAUUCUGUCCUGUCUCAUGUUGGUGUUAAAGUUGAGUCCUGGGUUGUCGAAGGAUAAGUCCCGGCUCUAUGUUGAUGUUCAGUUCCCAGUCUCUCUCUCAGCUCCAGUCUCCGAGUUAUCAGCCUCCGCAUUUCAAGCCGAAGACCCCAGGCCUCAAGGAUCCCAAGCCAAGCUCAAGCUCCAAGUACCCAAGCCAAGCUCCAAGAACCCAAGCCUCAAAGAUCCCAAGCCUCGAGGAUCCUGAAGCCAAGCUCCUAGAACCCAAGUCUCAUGGAUCCCGCAGCCAAGCUCCUAGAACCCAAGCCUCGGGGAUCACAAGCCAAGCCCCAAGCCUCGUGGAUCCCAAGCCAAGCUCAAGACCCAAGACCCCAAGCCUCGAGCCAUGUCAUGUCCUUGCCUGGUUCUGGGGUCCGAGCCCAAGGCAAGACCCAGGUUCUGGGUCCUUAUCCAGUCUCGGGCUCAGAGUCCAAGCCUUGUCUUGUCUCCAAGCUCAGGCUUCUAGACCCCAGCCACGUCCUGUCCUGAAGCCAUGUCAUGUCCUUGCCUGGUUCCGGGGUCCGAGCCCGAGGCAAGACCCAGGUUCUGGGUCCUUGUCCAGUCCAGGCUCAGAGUCCAAGCCUUGUCUCCUAGUCCGUGGUUCCUAGUCCUGGUCCCGCUUUCCCUAGCCCAACUCUGCAUUCUUGUCCCUGCUCCUUGCCUGAAUCCUGUCACGUCCUGACUCUAGUCAAGUCCUGUUCCCUGUACUUCACUGUCUGUGUCUCGCAUUUGGGUCCGUUCCCAGCACCCCAUUGUGACAGUCCUAUCUGAAAUAAUGUAUUAAUUAUCACAUAGUUUGUAAGAUUUUGACUCUAAACCUGGAUCAGGCUUGAAUUUAUAGUGCCUUCAUGAAGUGAUGGAGGCCAGUCAUGAGUUUGUAUUUUAAAGUAAGAUUUUGGUGAAUGAUAUUUGCCACUUGAUUGUACCUUUGUAAGUAAUCAGAUUGAGUUAACCUGCUGCAGGAUCCUGGAAUAUGUUGGAUUGUGUCUGGUUUGUCUUGGCAUUUUCUGCAUUUAUUGCCUUGCUUGUUUGUAUUGCAUCUACCUUUGAAUUUUUUUUCUCUUUUUAACCACCUUGUCCUGUAUUUCUCAGGUGCUCUGUAUCAGGUGCUCGAUGCUUCCCUGUCACCAUCUCGUUUGCUCAGAUGAAGGGUCAUACUCAUUCCACUGUGUUUUUUUCCAUAGUGAUGAUUCAUUUUUCUGAGUUGGCCUCUCAUUUCAGUUUUCUGGUCUGUAUUUCUUAUCACGAUUGCAUAUACACACAUGAAGUGCUGAAUCCUGUUCAUUUUUGAUGAAAAUAUAUACUUAGAAGUUUUAUCUGACUGUUGUGUGAUUUUUUUUUCAUGUUGUGUUAUUUCUCUUCCUCCUUCUGUCCAAGGUAGUGUUAAUCUAAGUGGGAUUGAGUGUAAAUAGUCUUUUCUAAAAUUUGUUAAAUCUCUUAUUUAUCUUUGUAAAUUUUUCUGAUCGAAAUGGGACCAAGAUAUUUUUAUAUAAAAAAGUCAAUGUCGGUAUUGAUGAAAGUGUUUAUUGCCUUUGUUGUAUUUGUUAACUGUUGAGCUCUAUUUGGCAGGUUUUUUUAAGCCUUGAACUAAAUUUUGUCAAUGGGUUUUUCUAUUUCACACUGCUUUCUAUUUUCUUUGCUUGUUGAUAUUCCAGAUACGUGGUUAUCAAGAAUCCCAAAGAAGGGUCUUG